AUCUUUCACUGCAAGACGUAGUCUAAACGUACAUAUGCUGACGGUCCACAAAGGAGAGAGACCGUUCAGGUGUGAUAUCUGUGGCAAUACCUUUAGUCAGAAGAGUGGACUAAAGACUCAUCAGAGAGUUCACACAGGAGAGAGACCCUACACAUGUGACAAGUGUGACAAAAGCUUCAGCAUGAAAAGUGCACUAAAUAUGCACCAAAUCGUUCACACUGGUGAAAAAGCGUUUAGCUGCGAGAUUUGCGGCAAGUGUUUCAGUCUUGCCCCUAACCUACACAGGCACCAGAGAAUUCACAUUGGGCUCAAAGCCUUUAACUGUGAGGUUUGUCAGAAGAGUUUCUCACAAGCCAGUCAUCUAAAGGUCCACCAGCACAUCCACACGGGUGAGAAAGCCUGCAUCUGUGACACCUGUGGGAAAAGCUUCAACCAGAAGAAUGCUCUGAAGAUUCAUCAGAGAAUACACAGCGGAGAAAGGCCGUUCCACUGCUCUAUUUGUGGGAAAAGUUUCCGAUCCCCACACUACCUCAAAAGACACAACAUGAUUCACACUGGAGAGAAACCAUAUUCCUGUGAAGAAUGUGGUAAAAAUUUCCUCACUGCUAAUAAUCUCAAAUGUCAUAAGCAGGUACACAAAGGUACAAAGCCUUUCACUUGUGAAAUAUGUGGUCAGAGUUAUAGCUCCCUGAGUUAUUUCAACGUCCAUCGACUCAUUCACAUAGAAGGGAAGAAAUUUACCUGUGCUCUGUGCAGCAAAACUUUCACCAAGCAAAGCAGCCUGGACCUCCACCAGCGUACACACACUGGGGAGAAACCUCACUGCUGUGAUGUGUGUGGAAAGAGUUUUAGCUUUCUUCAGAACCUCACUAGGCAUUUGCGAGUCCACACUGGGGAAAAACCAUUUUCCUGUACUGUGUGCGGAAAGAGUUUCAGCCAACCCAACAACCUUAAAGCUCACUUGCAUGUGCACUCGGGAGUGAAGCUGCAUAGCUGUGGUUAA
Molecule: messenger RNA, 1003 nt
Organism: Chanos chanos (milkfish)
Lineage: Eukaryota; Metazoa; Chordata; Actinopteri; Gonorynchiformes; Chanidae
Product: zinc finger protein 235-like
Exons: 1
Coding region: 35-1003 (322 amino acids)
Biological process (GO): regulation of transcription by RNA polymerase II
Cellular component (GO): nucleus
Molecular function (GO): DNA-binding transcription activator activity, RNA polymerase II-specific; RNA polymerase II cis-regulatory region sequence-specific DNA binding
Source: RefSeq, a predicted model, not a curated record